This is a messenger RNA of Galleria mellonella (greater wax moth), 1410 nucleotides long. Its product is annotated as lanC-like protein 3. NCBI's taxonomy places the organism in Eukaryota, Metazoa, Arthropoda, Insecta, Lepidoptera, Pyralidae. The coding region runs from base 23 to 1330 and encodes 435 amino acids. Gene Ontology annotation, biological process: peptide modification; carbohydrate metabolic process. Gene Ontology annotation, cellular component: plasma membrane. The transcript has a single exon. The record is from RefSeq and is a predicted model, not a curated record.
AAAUAGGUAUAUCUUAGAAUUUAUGUACAAAAGCUUGUGUAAAGUUUUUUCAUUGCAAACGUUAGGAAGAUUUCUGUCUUAUACUAGUAACGCUAGUUCUGUAGGCUUUAAAAUGGUUCGAUACUUUCCCAAUCCAUACGAAGAUUACAAGACGGGUGUUGAUUUAAAUAUCAAUAAAGAGGAGAUAAUAAACCAGAUUAAUGAAUAUGUAAAUAAUAUUAGCAAGCGUCUUCAACCCACACGUAAGAAUGUCGAUGGCGGACUCUAUGUCGGUGUUACCGGCGUAUCCUUUAUGUUUUAUUACUUAUCUAAAAAUUCUCUUUUGUCGGAGCAUAAACGUAAUUAUUUGGAUAAAGGACUAGAAUAUAUAAAGCCUGCUUUAGAGAUAUCAGCUGGUGACAAAACUUCUUUUCUACUAGGCGAUGCUGGCACAUAUGCUCUAGCUGCCAUUCUGUAUAAAGAGUUGGGAAAUGAACAUUAUACUGGGAUGAUUGGAGCGUUUAGAUCACUUUAUAGCCUGUAUUUGAAUCCCAAAUUUUUAAAAUGUGGCAGGGAUGAGUUCUUUGUUGGUCGAGCUGGUUUUCUAGCUGGGGCACUGUGGAUUAGUCGUGAACUACAAAGUCAAGUCUUCACAAAUGAAGAGCUAUACAAAAUUUGUGAUAUCAUGGUGGCAUCUGGUAGAGAUUACUCAAAUAAACACAAGAGUCCUUGUCCACUUAUGUAUCAUUACUAUAAUACGGAAUAUCUUGGUGCAGCUCACGGUAUUAGUUUUAUCUUACAGAUACUUUUGACCAUACCAGGAUACUUGGAGUAUAAUAAGGUAGCUGCUAAAGAUAUUAAAGCUACUGUGGAUUUUAUAGCUUCAUUGCAGACUGAAGAAGGCAAUUGGCCAUGUUGUAUGGAAGAGAUAGGCUUGAGUGAUCAUAAACUGGUUCAUUGGUGUCACGGUGCUCCUGGUACUGUGUAUUUGAUGGCAAAGGCUUACCUUGUUUUCAAAGAUGAUAGAUUUUAUCAUGCUUGUCUCAGAGCUGGUGAGGUAGUGUGGCGAAAAGGUUUACUGCGCAAAGGACCUGGUAUUUGCCAUGGAGUGGCAGGCAAUGGAUAUGUAUUUCUGUUAUUAUACAGAAUAACAGGAGAUAAGAAGUACCUCCAUAGAGCUAAACUUUUUGCUGAUUUCAUGAACACAGAUGAGUUUUUGAGAGAUGCACGAUUACCUGAUAAUCCAGAGAGCUUGUAUGAAGGCACAGCUGGUACUGUAUGUUACUUGGCAGAUCUCUUGGUUCCAGAAAAAGCUGAAUUUCCAUUUCAAGAUGUCUUCUCGAUUUAUUAAAUUGUCUUCACAUUUUGUCUAUGUUUGUAGUGUAGUUAUUUAUUAAACUACUUUGUCUAAAAUAGAUUUAAUUCUAAGAA